This is a messenger RNA of Ipomoea nil (Japanese morning glory), 792 nucleotides long. Its product is annotated as MADS-box transcription factor PHERES 2-like. The transcript has 3 exons. NCBI's taxonomy places the organism in Eukaryota, Viridiplantae, Streptophyta, Magnoliopsida, Solanales, Convolvulaceae. The record is from RefSeq and is a predicted model, not a curated record. Bases 1 to 792 code for a protein of 263 amino acids.
AUGUAUAGCUCGUUUGAGCAGGGGCCAGUGAUAUGGCCUACUGGUGAAAGGGUUCAAGAGUUGAUUGCUAGGUUCAUGCAAUUGCCAGACGUGCAACAAACGCGACGAAUGAUGAGCCAGGACAGCUUUGUUGCGGAAAGGCUUGAAAAGUUGGGCACUCUGCUUCUAAAAUUGAAGCGAGAAAACAGGGAAAAGGAGAUGAAUGCACUGAUGCAUAAGAUUUUUAGCGAAGAACAGAUAAUUGAUUAUCUGAGUUCCGUAGACUUAAACGAUCUGGGUUGGGUUUUAAACACUGAACACACAGGAUGGGAAAAGAAGAGUGUAGGAGAACUCAUGGGAAGUUUACACACAUACGAACUUGAAGUUCUGGCUGAUGAUGCUCCUGUUUCCAACAGAAAGGGCAAGUCACAAUACAAAGGUGGUAACUCCUCAUAUCAGAAAACUGAAACCGCACCGUUCUCACAGAAUAAUCAACCCCAAACUGGUCGGACAAGGCAAAACAGAAACAGUUCCUCAGAUACAGGAAGAUCUCUCAACCGAUCAGUGCAAUGUAGAGAAUGUGAAGGCUUUGGGCACACACAGGCUGAAUGUGCAACGUAUCUCAAAAGAAAGAAAGCUAUGUCUGUCACUAUGCUAAGUGAUGAUGAAGAGGAAACUACAAAUGAUCAGUUAGAUGACAAUGUAGGAAACAUUGUAGCCUUCUUUACAGCUACAGAGAAUCAGUCAGAUGAUAACGAAUCCGAUGAAGAGUCCUAUAUAUCAACAGAUGAUUUUGAAGAGAGACAUCAUUGA